Molecule: messenger RNA, 1004 nt
Organism: Populus nigra (black poplar)
Lineage: Eukaryota; Viridiplantae; Streptophyta; Magnoliopsida; Malpighiales; Salicaceae
Product: large ribosomal subunit protein uL1y-like
Exons: 6
Source: RefSeq, a predicted model, not a curated record
UACGGGCUAAGUCUAGUUUCUUCUAAACGCCAGACCCAGCCCAUUAAACGUAGCCAGGGUUUCUUCUCCAACCAGAAGUUCUCUUCCAUAAACCUCACACUCCCUAGCAGCGUCCUUCUAUUUUCCAGGUUCUUUCAUUUUUGUUCUCUGGACAGGACUCUGAAGAGGGUUGCUUUUAGAGGUUUCAGUCAUGAUAAGCUUGCGGGUGACACAAUUCGUGAAGCUGUUACAACUAUGAAAAAUGGUGUGAACGAUAAACCACGCAAAUUCGUUCAGACUAUUGAGCUACAGAUUGGUUUGAAAAACUAUGACCCCCAGAAGGACAAGAGGUUCAGUGGCUCUGUUAAGCUGCCACACAUACCCCGCCCCAAAAUGAAGGUCUGCAUGCUUGGAGAUGCUCAGCAUGUGGAGGAGGCAGAGUCAAUAGGCUUGCAAUGGAUGGAUGUUGAAGCACUGAAGAAGCUGAACAAAAACAAGAAAUUGGUGAAGAAGCUUUCAAAACAGUACCAUGCCUUUUUGGCAUCAGAGUCCGUAAUCAAGCAGAUUCCCCGUCUUUUAGGCCCUGGCCUCAACAAGGCAGGAAAGUUCCCAACCCUUGUGACUCAUCAAGAGUCGCUAGAGUCUAAGGUCAACGAGAUCAAGGCAACCGUCAAGUUUCAAUUGAAGAAAGUGCUGUGCAUGGGUGUUGCUGUUGGUAACUGCGGUAUGGAGGACAAGCAGAUCUUCCAGAAUGUGCAGAUGAGCGUCAAUUUCCUUGUCUCACUUUUGAAGAAGAAUUGGCAAAAUGUGAAGUCCCUGCACCUAAAGAGUACCAUGGGGACACCAGUCCGCCUCUACUAAGCGAGCUCUACUUUACAGCGUUAUAGUUCUGGAAUCCUUUCUGAACAGAGCUUAUGAUUGUUUUCGGAAAUAUGAAAUUUUUGUCGUUGGAUUUUUCCUUGCAUUUUUCUUGAAUGCUUAGCAUUUUUGUCAACUGAGUUGUGUAUAUAUAUUUGUUUAUCUGA